AGACUUUAGACAGUACUGGAACUUCGACAAUUUUGUCCGAUUUCCGAUCUCGAAAUUUCGUUUGCCGAUUUCCCGUUUUACCGUGGGUGUAGAUGUGUUGUUGACCUUCAGCUAUAACCAUACCCACACUCACACCCGCCCCACCUCGCUCUGGUACAUCACUGGAACUGAAUGUGGAUCUCUUAAGGCAGCUUAUCGAAGAAGAUCCUCGAUUGACAUUACGGUGUUUAGCAGAGCACCGAAGCUGCUCUUAUACUGCGGUGGAAAAGCAUCUGAACGAAUUAGGUAAGACAUGGAGAUAUGAAGUUUGGAUACCCCACGAGUUAUCACCACAUCAGCUUCAACACAGGGUUGAUGCUUGUAUGGAUUUAAUGAUAUCUCACCGCAACUACCAAUGGCUCUGUAAUCUUAUCACUGGCAAUGAGAAGUGGGUGUUGUACAUUAACUACAUGCACAGACGCCAGUGGCUGAGUGCUGGUCAAAUAGGCGUAACAAUGCCUAAGACUGAUCCGCAUCUCAAGAAGGUGUUGCUGCGUGUUUGGUAGUGAGUCAAUGGAAUUAUUCACUGGAAAUUUUUUCAAAUGGUUGCACUAUGACUGGUGAUCUCUACUGUCAGCAAUUGAACCGGGUUGCCGAAAAACUCAAGGAAAAGCAGGAUCGAAUUUACUAUUUGCGUGAUAACGUGAGACUCCAUGUUGAAAAGUCGGCGCGCGAAAAAUUAUUGAAGCUCGAAUGGAUUACCAUUCCUCAUUCACCUUAUUCUCCUGACCUGGCUCCAACGGAGUCCCAUUUGUUUCGUUCUCUUUCUAACCAUAUGCGUGAGAAACAGUUCGACGAAGAGAACGACGUCGAAAUGGAACUCGUCAACUUCUUCGAUCAAAAGUCCCAGGACUUCUACGAACACGGGAUGCUAUCCCUGCCAGAGCGUUGGCGACAAGUUGUAGAUAGUAGUGGUGCAUAUAUAAUUGAAAGCUAGUUGUACUGUUGGAGUUGAAAAAUAAAAAUAAAAUUUUUGAAAAAAAAACGCAAAAACUUUGUUGACAAUCUAAUAUUUUCUUCUUUAUUAUCAAUAAGAAAUGGUAAUUCAACGAUAGUUGUUUUAAUAUUUAAUUCAUUUAAUAAAUGAAUAUAAUUACGAAACAUUUUUGGCCAUGCUAAUAUAGAAAAUCCAGUUGUAAUACUCUUAUUAUCAGUUUGUCAAACAUGUGUUUUAGCAUUACCACCGAGUUUAUCACGUGCUUCAUAUAUCGUCACAUUCGUAUAUCCACUGCAAAGCAAUGCAUAUGUAGCACCAACACCACCAAUUCCACUUCCAACUAUAGCAAUCUUACUAUUUCGAUUAUGUAAUAGUGAUGCACGGUUUUUGUUAUCAAAAAGAUGUGAUUUGAUGUAUGUAUAUAUUGCUAAUAGUAAUAUACAUACAAAUGUUGCAAUAAUAUUUUAA
This is a messenger RNA of Rotaria sp. Silwood1, 1444 nucleotides long. Lineage: Eukaryota; Metazoa; Rotifera; Eurotatoria; Philodinida; Philodinidae. The record is from the annotation of a GenBank genome assembly.